Molecule: messenger RNA, 1137 nt
Organism: Mya arenaria
Lineage: Eukaryota; Metazoa; Mollusca; Bivalvia; Myida; Myidae
Product: SOSS complex subunit C-like
Exons: 5
Coding region: 102-431 (109 amino acids)
Biological process (GO): DNA repair
Cellular component (GO): nucleoplasm; nucleus; SOSS complex
Source: RefSeq, a predicted model, not a curated record
UUAUGUAAACUUGCUGGUGAAAGCGUUCACCGAUUCAGACCAACAACAACUGGCAGUAAACAAAUAAUUCAUAGUAAUUUAGCGUUUGUGACCUGAGAAAGAUGGCUUUUCAACCACCAAAUACUGGACAAGAAAGACAGAAUCGGAAGAUCCUUGAGCAGUUGGAAGAACAAAAGAAGCGACUUCGGAUAAUGUCCGCUACAGCACCAGGAACCCCUCCAGUCAGUGGUCCAUCUCCGGCAGUAGCCUCCUCCCCAGCUGUUACAGCCCAGCCUAUGGUAUUGCCAGAAACACAGCCAAUGAACCCAGCACAGAGAACUGCAUUACAGCAUGCCAAUGCCAACUCGUUUGGAUACUUCUUCACCCAAGACUCCUCAUUUGGCAACCUCAUUCUUCCAGUGUUGCCACGGUUUGAGAAUGCAAGGACUUGAAAUACAGGGGGAUUAAGGGAAAAAUAAAGCUGUACAGACGAGGAAAAGGCACCAAUUGUUAUCCAAUACGCUGGAAUGACAUUUACAAGGAGCAAACCAGUCUGGUGAUUUGGCAUGGUUUAAGAAAGUCCGACCUUUUUCAGUUUGAUAAAAUGCCAUAAUAUAAACAAAUGGUUGUCGUCACCGGCAAUUUAUCAUUACUAUUUUAGCACUUCUUUUACGUGUGAAAGGCCUGACUUUGGCAAAAAUAAUGUGUUUUAUGUGUGUAUAUCUCAAGCAGAUAAGGUUAUUUUUGAUUUAGGCGAUAUUUCACCUUUUUCAUGUUUUUUAUUACAUGAUUGUAAUGCUAUUUCAAGAAUUUCAUGAGUAUGUAUUUUAUUUGGCAGGAGUUAUUGUUUGCUAGUUUCAAGUGUUUUAUAAGUUAUUCAUGAAUUAUGUGGUACUGAUGAAAUAACAUAUUGGAAAAUAAUGUUGUUGUCAUGGUGCUUUUGUACUUGGCAGGAAGCCAAGGUAAUGAAUCAACCAUAGCAACCCACAAGAUGGCAGCUUUUUGAACCCUUGAUAGGUACAAUUUUCAAGAAUAACAUGGCAAGAAAAUGUACCAGUAGAUAAGAAUUUUGUUAUUUAUAUUAUAAAACUUGUUUUCUUUCUUUUUUAUUUCAAGAUAACAAAAGAUAAGUAAUUUGUAAAAUAUAAAGUCAGAGUA